Fundulus heteroclitus (mummichog) is the source of this 1074-nucleotide messenger RNA. Its product is annotated as E3 ubiquitin/ISG15 ligase TRIM25. The annotation marks the transcript as partial. Gene Ontology annotation, molecular function: zinc ion binding. Lineage: Eukaryota; Metazoa; Chordata; Actinopteri; Cyprinodontiformes; Fundulidae. The transcript has 5 exons. The record is from RefSeq and is a predicted model, not a curated record.
UAUUCUACGGGAGUGGUGCUCAUAAAGUCAGUCUGACUGAGAGGAGAAAUGGAGCAACAGGCAGACUGGGAGACUUUCUGCUGUUCUAUCUGUCUGGAUCUACUGAAGGAUCCGGUGACUAUUUCCUGUGGACACAGCUACUGUUGUGACUGCAUUAAAAGUCAUUGGAAUGAAGAGGAUCAGAGAGGAAUCCACAGCUGCCCUCAGUGCAGGAAAACUUUUAUUCCAAGGCCUGUCCUGGGUAAAAACACCAUGUUAGCAGCUUUAGUGGAGCAGCUGAAGAAGACUGAACUCCAAGCUGCUCCUGCUGAUCUCUGCUAUGCUGGACCUGAAAAUGUGGCCUGUGAUUUCUGCUCUGGAAGAAAACUGAAAGCCAUCAAGUCCUGUUUAGUCUGUCUGGCCUCUUUCUGUGAGAAACACCUUCAGCCUCAUUAUGAUUCAGCUGCAUUUAAGAAACACAAGCUGGUGGAGCCCUCCAAGAACCUCCAGGAGAACAUCUGCUCUCGUCAUGAUGAGGUGAUGAAGAUGUUCUGUCGUACUGAUCAGAAGUGUAUCUGUUAUCUCUGCCCUGUGGAUGAACAUAAAGGCCACGACACAGUGUCAGCUGCAGCAGAAAGGACUGAGCCCCUGAAGAAGCGAAUCCGGCAGCAGGCCCUUCACCUCACCAAGAGAAACACCAUGAACUGGUCCGGAUCUCGCCCUGAAGGCCUCGACCUAUACCAAGAGAUCUUUGUUUUAAGGAGUGACAAUUCCGAGUUUACUCCCUCACUACCUCAGACGGCGACCGUGGAUGAAGAUUCACAAGCGGUGAAUCUUCCUGCCUCCCCACCGCUCUCCCAAGACUCAGACCUGCCCUGCGGUCAUGGAGAUCCGACAUCCCCGGUGGAGCAAGUCCUUGAGAGUCAGAGGGAAUCGGCCUCGGCACCCCCGGCGCCACCUGCGGACACGCAAGCCCUUGAGAGUCAGAGGGAAUCGGCCUCAGCACCCCCGUCGCCACCUGCGGAUACCCUGCCAGACGAUGAGAGCGGCGCAGAUGAAAACGAUGGGUGGAUUCGCUUCGGUUUCAUCAAAGCG